AUGAACGCUGAGCGUCUGCCUUGGGAGUUGGCAUUGGAUCACCUGUCCCUCGCUCGCAGGUCAUCCAUUAGGUCCAACGACAGCAGCAUCCCCUCCCGAGAUCGCCCCGAAAGCAUGCACAAUUUUGGAAAGAGCUUCUUCCAUCGCCGAGGCAAAUCCAAGCGCGAAAGUAGUGCCCAGAUCUCGUCUGCUAGCUCACUAUAUUCGGGAGAAACGACUACUGAAAAUCCCGGUAGCGGAGGACGAGAAGGACUCAUCCCGUCCAUUUUCUCCAGGAGAAGACCAUCUCGAGAUGAAGCGGCCCGGAGACGACCAUAUAUUUCAGGCCCUUUCAACUUCCAGCACGUCACCCACACCCGGCGAGAUACCUUGGCCAAUAGCUUGCUUUACGUGAACGGCUCCGCGGCAUGGGACGAAAGGUUCACCGGCGAACCUGGAACAUACCCGUCUUGUGCUGGUGAGGUGUCGUCGGAAUCUGUCCAUGAUGUGUACCAAGAGCAAACCUCUGGAGCUGUCUCUCGCCCGCCUCUAGUGCCUCGCCAUGCCCCCCCUUCCUCAAGGCGCCGACGGGUUUUAGGGCAUAUUCGGUCACCAGAACAAGUGCGGGAAAAAUCGUCACAACCCCCUCCUCGGCCUCCCAGAUCGCCAGUCCAGGCCGACGGCUUUUCUCCAUUUGGUCCGCUGCUACCUUGUCGAGUUGAUAGCCGACAAUCCAGCUAUCAAGAUAUCACAGACGCCAUCAACAUGAAUGCAGAUGCCAGGACCAAGGCAAAAAACGAAGUCCGCCAACCAUUUCCUUUCGGCUAUACGACUUCCCCUGAACAUGUAAUCAAUGAUUUCAAGGCUUAUGAAUCAAGCCUCAUCCGGACGCAAGACCAAUCCUCAUCUGUUGACAACCGCCACCCCCCUGUUUUGCCGGGUGCUCGGGAUUCCACUUGGCCACUAGCAAUUUCAGCGCCUGUAUCGUACGAAACGCUACCCGAUGUUCCUGAGGAAGGAGAGCAGCAGUACGGCAUCUCGAGACCACCGAGGCUUAGCCUUGCAAGCAAUAAAUCAUCUCUCCGUGGCAGCCAAUCUGCUCCGACAUUGCGAUCAGAGACCGGAUAUUCGAGGCCAACAAGUGUUGUUUCAGAGACACUUGGAGACCUGGGUAUCGUGGGAUUGGAUCGCGACGUUUAUGAUGAUCCCCAAUGUCCGGUUCACUCUGGGAGGCCGACAAGAGAGAGCUGGGAGGAUCUCAUAGACUAUUGCUAUGAGCAUGAAGCAGAAGCUAACUGUGACUACGAAUGGGAUCGUCCUUCAUUGGACACUGCUAGAGACACCAUGACUCCGCCCGGAAAGAUAGCGGCACUGAAUGAGAGCGGGAUUAAGCCUGCGUCUAAUGAGAUGCUGUCGGCCGACAGCCACGAUUCUCCAUCCUUCCUAGGGCAGGAUGCACCACCUCUCAGCCCGGCUAGUUUUUGGUCAACUCCCGUGGAGCAUGAGGUCGUCACGCCGAAUUCCGCUGUUACGAGCAAUUUUUCUCUGCCCAGGUGUGACAGAAAGAGUGUUCAUCAUCCCCUUAACAUCAAAGACGACAGACUCGUCUCUGGUUUUUCCACAUUCAAGGAAUCUCAAGCAUUUAUGCCGUCCCCCUCCUUCCCCUUCCCCAGGGAUUAUCAACAGCAAAUGCCGUCGAGUGAAACCGAAAAACAGGCCUACCCUGAUUUUGAUCUAGUCGGUGAACAUUUUGAUCAGUCUGGCUUGCAUGAGAAUACGAACUUAUUGACAGGAACUCACGGGUCCUCUCCAUUGAUAGAUCAACGUUGCAGCACCUCAACCAUGGAGACCAAUUCCACAUCUCGCUCAAACUCUACUGGGAGGCAGUAUAGAUCGACCAACUCGUCUUGGACGACGCUUGCUCGGUGCACCGCAAGUAGCUCCUCGCUUAAUAAGAUGGCAGGACCAUUUACCGACGAGUCUGAACCACUACCUACAGCUCAGCCUCGAGCCCUUGACCAAAAUGAACCAGAGUGGGCUGAUGCAUAUCCGCCGCCUCAAAAUCAUGUUCCAGACAUGAUCCCAACUCUGGCGAAUGGGCUCAGGGAAUAUUGCCACAAAAGCCAUGCUAGCGAGUCCCAAGUUCUUGAUGAAGUGCCUCCCGAUUUCUCGACAGAGAAUCUCAAGUCGGUCCUUCUGAGAGCCAGAACCACAAGUUUGGGCGCUCAAUCUCCUUCUCCGGCCGGACAGUUUGCAGCAUUCUCGCAAACACAAGUUACAGUUACAGGAGAACACAUUGAAACCAGUACAUCGUUAUAG
Molecule: messenger RNA, 2298 nt
Organism: Metarhizium album ARSEF 1941
Lineage: Eukaryota; Fungi; Ascomycota; Sordariomycetes; Hypocreales; Clavicipitaceae
Product: PAK-box/P21-Rho-binding protein
Exons: 1
Coding region: 1-2298 (765 amino acids)
Source: RefSeq, a predicted model, not a curated record